Molecule: messenger RNA, 887 nt
Organism: Scaptodrosophila lebanonensis
Lineage: Eukaryota; Metazoa; Arthropoda; Insecta; Diptera; Drosophilidae
Gene: Cox11
Product: cytochrome c oxidase assembly protein COX11, mitochondrial
Exons: 2
Coding region: 76-813 (245 amino acids)
Cellular component (GO): mitochondrial inner membrane
Molecular function (GO): copper ion binding
Source: RefSeq, a predicted model, not a curated record
GCACAAUUGAGAGAUUAUACAAACAAUUUUGCUUUUUGCAAAUUCAUUUAUUAGUCAAUUAAUUAUAAGUUUGUGAUGCUGAGUCGUUUUGCAAAUGUGUGUGGCCAGUGCGCACAUCUGAUCAGACGGACACUCCCACAGCGACAACUUUUACAACAGUCAACAGCUCGUGUUCGCACGAAAUCUACUUUUGGUGGCCACCGACCGGAUCCCGGUGCUGAAGCGGCCCGAAAGCUCCGUUUAAGGUCCACAUUGUAUUACGUCACUGCUGGUGGAAUAUUCAUUGUGGGUCUAAGUUAUGCAGCGGUUCCCUUGUACACUAUAUUUUGCCAGGCGUACAGCUAUGGUGGCACCACUUCCGAGGGACAUGAUUCGGAGAAAGUGGAGCACAUGGUAAAGGUAAAUGAUCGGAUACUAAAGAUCCGAUUUAAUGCUGACAUCGGCUCUUCGAUGCGGUGGAACUUUAAGCCACAGCAAUACGAACUAAAAGUGGCUCCAGGGGAAACUGCCUUGGCUUUCUAUACGGCCAAGAAUCCUACGGACAAGCCAGUCAUUGGCAUCAGCACAUACAAUGUGAUACCAUUUGAGGCAGGCGCAUAUUUUAAUAAAAUACAGUGCUUCUGUUUCGAGGAGCAACAGCUAAAUCCACACGAGGAAGUGGACAUGCCGGUAUUCUUCUACAUCGACCCAGAAUACGUAAAAGACCCCGCGUUGGAAUUUUGUGACACAAUUACGCUGUCUUACACGUUCUUUGAGGCCAAGGAGGGACUGAAACUUAAUUUUCCCAGCUACGCGAAGCCCCAUGUUGCGUAAAUAACGUUAAAUAUUCGUUAAAUGUAUAAGUUUAUGCAAUAAUUUAUUAAUUUUUGAUUAGCUCAUGUUUUAAA